AAUAUUUGGGAAGUAAAAUUUAAAGCUCGAGGCUCUAUGAGAAAUAUGGUCGGUUCUUUAAUAAAUUACCGGGAAGGUGCGCACGCAUCUACGUCAGGCAGGGUGGAUGGAUGAAAAUAUGACUAUUCUUUGGUGAGCUGUUGAGUUGAUCUUAUCUUUCUCGAAGUCAGUGAAUAGUGAGUGUAAAAAUGGUGUCCGGUGGAAUGGCCUGCAUCAAAUACCUGACGUUCCUUUUCAAUCUGAUAUUCGCCAUUACAGGAAUUGUAUUCAUUGCAGUUGGCACUGUGAUCUUGGUGGUUUAUAGUGGCUACAAUAAUUUUAUGGACAGUUGGUUCUUCACAGGACCAGUAUUGAUGAUUGUAGUUGGUGUUAUUGUCUUUAUUGUGUCAUUCUUUGGUUGUUGUGGAGCUGUCAAAGAGAAUCAUUGCAUGAUAUUAACGUUUUCUGUGUUACUGCUUUUAAUCUUUGCACUUGAACUCGGUGCUGGAAUUGCUGGAUAUAUGAUGAGUGGAGAAGUGCGUACAAUGGUAGAACAUCGAUUAAAUACCACUAUGGAAGAAUACUCAACCAAUAAUGAUAUUCGUAAAUCUUGGGAUAUUAUGCAACAUGAUUUGGAAUGUUGCGGAAUGGUUGGCCCUAAUGAUUGGGCUCAUGUUGGAUUCCCGGAAAAUACUGUACCAAAUUCGUGUUGUAAAGAAGUACCAGAAGGAAGUAAAUGUGACUUAAAUUCGAUUCAUAUACAUCUAAAUGGUUGUAUGGGCAAUCUUCAGUCUGCUACUGAGCAUAAUGCUUUGAUCUUGGGUGGUGUUGGCAUUGGUAUUGCUAUUAUUCAGUUAAUUGGAGUCGUCUUUGCAUGUUGUCUGGCACGUUCAAUUCGUCGCGAGUACGAGACUGUCGAGACUGCAGCGCACUGAUUCAACACCCGAUAGGAGGCAUUAUAACUAAAUAUUGUUCGUCGUGCAUUCAUUAAGAGAAUAAUUCUAGAGUCGUCGCAAGACCAUUUAUUUAGAACUUGGCUGUAGAUUAAUCAAUAUUUAUCUGCAGUCUAGCUUAAGAAGAAAACAAAUUAUUGGAGAAUAUAAUUCAAUAUACUGCCAUUAUCUGCCAAAUGAUUGAGACCAAUUGUCUCUUUCUUAGACUGCACUGUAUGAGGAAUUAAAGCUUAUGGCAUGGGAAUGUUUAAAAAAGAGAUAGAAAGGUCAUAACAUAUUUGGCUUGACGUUUAUUGCAAUUUAAAAGACUCUUUCAGAACUUGAUUUCUUGGAAAGAAAAAUUGUCUUUCAAAUUUUAACUCUGUGUAACAUGUUAAAUUCAUUCUAACUAUUGUAUUUAUAUAAAAUAUAUUUUUUCUAUACACAUAGGGUUGGGUAAAUGUUCUAUUUCUAAAUAUUAUAGCUUGAUAAGGAAAGUUGAUUUAAUAAAAUAAGUCAAUAAGUAAAUUUGAAUGAAUGAAAUUUUGUAUUUUAUUUUUUAUGAUGAUCUCUAGCAAUACUCUAUGCUAAAUAUUAAUAAUAAUACAAAUUAAAGACAUUAAAUGCAUUGAUGUAAUGUAGCAUUAAAAGAUAAUUACAUUUUUAGAAAAUGAUUGGAUGGUAAGCUACAUAACAUAAUGUGGUAGUAUGUAAGAGAAGAUUAAAUGAAUCACGUUAUACAAGCACUAAAGCGAACUGAUUAUAAUUGUUAAUUAUUAUCUGAUUACAAUUUCAUGAUUUUAGUUUUGGAACAAUGAAAAUAGCUUUUACCCAACUCCAAUAUCUAACAUGUUAACAUGAAAAUCAUGCAUUACAAUUUACUUUUCUUCGUAAUCUCUUCGAAGAAAAGAAAUUUAUCACGAAGUACGUUAAAUAUUUUUUUAGAAUAAUUUAACAAAAACUAAUUUUAAUAACUAUACUCUUUCAUAUGGUGUAAUAAUUCGCAUAAUUUCAGUAUUAAUCAAAGAAUAAUAAUUGUCACCUUCCACAAAAAUAAAAAUUUCAAAAAUGAUAUUAUACAAUAAAUUAAAUGAAGAUUGAGUAUAUUAAUUAAUUUUAUCUUCAAAAUGAAAGAAAAUGAUCGUUGCACUAUAUUAUGAUUUCGUAACGAAUUAUACGUUGGGACCAAAGUUUUAAUUUCUGCAGUGAGAGAAUUAAAGAAAUUGAACGUAUAACCACCUGACACGAACAAUAAAGUUUGCGACGACUGGUGUCUUUUACUGUUGACUAUUGGAACAGCUUCCGAAACAUUACAAAAUUUACAAAAUAAAAUUGCAAAUUUAUGGCAUUGCGUCGAUUUAACGAACUCUAUUAUAAUUAUUGCAAUUGUUAUAACUGUUGUUUUCGUUUGAAAUCUCGCAUAUUUUAACGACAAAAAAAAGUAAAGUUUGAAUGUUAAAAAAUAAUUAAUUGCUUGACUAAAUCGAAAAUAAUUUUAUCAAAAUAUUAAUGUUAAAACCAUUCAGUAACAGAUUACAUAUUUUGAUGAUUCUUUUUAAACAGUAUAUCGCUAGUUUUAUAAUUAUUAUAGGUAAUUCAUAAAAAAGAUCUUUUAUGUUGUUUAUUUAUAAAUUGUUUAUUUUGUUUAAUUGUUUAAGUGGUUCAGUGUAAUGAUAUAUUUUUCAAAUUAUGAAAAGGAAGGAAUCAUUCAAUUAAUUUUGUAAUUUGUUAAAAGAAAAUUUAAAAUUUGUAAAAUUUCCCCUUUGCUUACAUCAAUUAUAAUUGUUUACUAAAGUAAUCGUGACUAGAGAAAGUAUAUUCAAAAAAAUAAGCGAGGUUUCAAUGAGUUUCGUUUUAAAUAAUGAAAAAUCACAAGCGGAGAAAAAUAUUUCUCGAUAGAUAAUAACGAAGCAUUAAAGUGUGCCUAAUUUCUUGCAACGUGUCUAAAUCAUUAAUUAAUAUAUUAGAAAUGAUCGAAGUAAUUAAUUUGAACGACAUAUUACCAAUCGUUUAAAUUAAAAGUAAGCAACUAAAAGAUUUGCUUUUUUAAGCUAAAUAAUUCAAUAUGAGGCAAAUCUUUCCCAUUAUUUAUCUUUGUGUUUUAAUUAUAGGAAUUUAUUUAAUAAUAGUUCUUGUUUUAGAUUAUCUCCAAUUAAGUUAAAUUUGUAUUCUAAAUUUCAUUUGCAAUAUUUUUACUAUAUGAUAAUUUGUUUAUUUUAAACAUAUUUCAUUUUUGCAGUUUCUACUUUUUAAAUUUCCACCUUUCACAUUUAUAUAAUAUUAAGUUGUAUAAAUGUGUAGAUGUUAAAAUGUUUCUGUUACAUUAAUUUCGAUACAUCUAUAUUCGUUUAAUUUUAAACUCUAUUAGAGUUUACACGAUAAUGAUAUGUUAGAUGUUACAACAUUAAGAUCUUUUUAUUCGAUAAGGAACGUUCUCAUUUAAUGGUAAUAUUUGAUCUAUAUCAAUUUAUGUAUAAUUUCUUUGAAAAAUUGUAAUUCAUACUCUAUGUAAUGGAAACGAAAAUUAGCAUUCGAAUGUUACCUUGGAUGAUUGGCUGACAAAAAUGAAAGACUGAUAAUAAUGUAAUAAAGACAAAAAACGAAGUCAGUAUUAAAUGAGAAGUAAAUAGUUGUUUUUUGUAGCAUUUAGUCGCUUACAAUAUUUUUCUACUUGUAAUUUAAUUCAUUAAUUAAUAAUUAAUAUAUUAUUAACGUUCUUUAAGAGCUGACCACUUUAGCACACCUUGUUCGUAUAGCUUUUAUCUAUACAAAUAAAAUAUAUUAAGUAAAGA
Molecule: messenger RNA, 3703 nt
Organism: Bombus pyrosoma
Lineage: Eukaryota; Metazoa; Arthropoda; Insecta; Hymenoptera; Apidae
Product: CD63 antigen-like
Exons: 7
Coding region: 189-914 (241 amino acids)
Cellular component (GO): membrane
Source: RefSeq, a predicted model, not a curated record